GGCGCUCAACCUUCACUUCUCAAAUUUUCAUUUUCCUCUUCCACUAAACAUUGGGUCAGACCAAACCCUAAAACAUCUACCUCCAUCUUCUUCAAAAGAGAAGCUGAAAGGUUUUUUGAUUUUCAUCUUCAACCCUUAGAGUGCACAACAAUACUGGCACAGACACUAAUGUCGCUGAUCACCAAGGUCGGCGGCGACAGUGUUGGCCACCAUCCGAAGUUUCACCGACGUCGUCGCCAGAUCUUAUCCCAUGCGACGCACACCUUCCUCUUCUUCCUUUGCGCACAAGCACAAUUACUCCUCCCUGGAUCGCCACCACAGUCUGCAUCAACCAUCUUGGUGUUUAUGAGUAGCCAGACCAACUGGUGGCAUGCUUUGGUUGAUGUUCUUGCCCAAAGCUCAAACUGUUAUCCAUCAUUGCCCCUAAAGUCGGUGGUUGGAGCAAGGGUUCUCACAUUCAAACCCUACACUACUGUUGGCCUAUAUAGGCUUGGACACUACAUAAUACCAGAAGAGAUGGAUGAGGUUUAUGCUUGGCUAACAUCAAAAUUGGGCCCUAAGGGGAAAACAACAUAGGUACCAGCAAAGGAAGCAAAAUGUGAAAAGCCCGAGAUGUUGAUAGUGGCAUGUCAUCUUUAAAUGACGUAAUCAGAUCAAGUGGUGGAAGCAAAAUAUUAUAAUAUGCCUCAGACUUCAUUGCAUGCCCUAGAUGUUGGAAAUGGUGUGCCAUCUUCGCACGAUAUAUACUAGGAUCAAGUGGUGGAAGCAAAACACCUUAGGCUUAGUACUUUUAAUGUUGUUAUUUUUUUUAAAUACUUGAAUAUUUUGGUACUCUUAAUGCUGCCUUUAUUUUUUGUAGAUGUUUGAAUUGGUACUUUAGUAUA
Vigna unguiculata (cowpea) is the source of this 884-nucleotide messenger RNA. RefSeq lists its product as uncharacterized. The record is from RefSeq and is a predicted model, not a curated record. NCBI's taxonomy places the organism in Eukaryota, Viridiplantae, Streptophyta, Magnoliopsida, Fabales, Fabaceae.